AUGUCAUAUUCGGGUUAACUUGUAAGAAAAUAUUGCAGCCAACCAUCAGAGUCUUUUUCAGAUUUUCUCUAUUCAUUUUUCAUUCUUGGUUUUGCACUGUACGAAACCUCGUUUUUCAUCGACAACUCAGCAUUAUUCUGGCUUGGGCUCCCAUUCUCGAACGCGAGUGCCGCCAGAACAUUUCUCGUACUUCUUAUUGUUCUCGACAGAGUUUUGGUGAGGGGGAAAACAAUUAAAAUGCGAACUUUUGAAAAGAGAAUGUGUGCCUUAAAAGUGCUCCGAGCUGAGAAGCUCUGACGUGUUGCUAAGCUACACGCCGAGACCGACAAUGAAAUGUUACUCGGCAAUUGUUUCAUCUUUAAAAUGGCAUAAAGUUGCAAUCGCCUGCAAUCUUCGAAUCUUAGUCACACUUGUUAAAAAAUUUGCGAUCAAAAAAGAUUAAGUAGUUCAACUUUUGAACCUAUGUGACUGGACCUCGAGAUGCUCCGUCUGUCUAAAGAAUAAUUCUAUUUGAGGCGACUUACCUGCCCAUCAAAUACCACGUCAUCCGCCCGAGAGUCCCCAACUUCGUCAUCCUAAUCACUCCUCUUCUGUUCUUGCUGACUGAGGACAUUGUCAUAUUCGGAGUGUGCGGAAUGAACACCCAUCCGAUCCCCGAGACCUGCACCACCUUCCCAUGCACUCUCAACUCUUGCGGCUACUCCUGGUGGACUUCCUACAAAUCGGUCAUCUUUCCAAUUAUCAUCGCUUUCACAAUUGUGUUAUGCGUCAAACUGAUGACGUACUCGAAACGUCUGCCCAAUUCCGGAGCGUCCGUUAGGGUCUGUGAGCUUUCUUACAUUCUGGGGAGAAAUAUCAUAGUUUAGGCGAACCGCUUAGCUCUUCUGGAUGCUGGCCUUAUAUUCACCUUCGAUUUCAUACCAUCAUUCCUCGCAAAUCAGUUCCCGGACUCUCCUCUCAUAGCUUACACGGUACACAGUUGAUCAGGGAGCAACGAGAGGACACAUGAGACUUUCAGACGACCGGCCCAGUGACGGCGAUGCUGAAACAAGUGGGAAGAGCUGUCGAAUCGGUGAUUGUCGUCGAGAUUCUGGUGAGAAGGUUUCCGAAAGUGGAGACGGACGGGACGAGAGGAAAACGGUCAACCCAGCAACUUCCGGUCGUUUUGAGAGAUACCUCACAUCCUUGA
Caenorhabditis sp. 36 PRJEB53466 is the source of this 1189-nucleotide messenger RNA. Lineage: Eukaryota; Metazoa; Nematoda; Chromadorea; Rhabditida; Rhabditidae. The record is from the annotation of a GenBank genome assembly.